Molecule: messenger RNA, 1227 nt
Organism: Penicillium bovifimosum
Lineage: Eukaryota; Fungi; Ascomycota; Eurotiomycetes; Eurotiales; Aspergillaceae
Product: alkene reductase
Exons: 4
Coding region: 1-1227 (408 amino acids)
Molecular function (GO): FMN binding; oxidoreductase activity
Source: RefSeq, a predicted model, not a curated record
AUGACCAUCCAAGAUACGACCGGCAAACACUCUGCUCUUUUCCAACCCCUGACUAUCUCCAAUGGCAACAUUACUCUCAACCAUCGUGUGAUUCAUGCGCCCUUGACCCGCAACCGCGGGGAGCCAUUGAAUCCCAUCAGCACCCCGGAUCACCCCAAUCGUAUUUGGAUCCCAGGAGAUGCGGUUGUGGAGUAUUACUCGCAGCGUGCGACCAAGGGUGGCUUGAUCAUUUCAGAGGGAAUCCCCCCAUCGCUCGAGAGCAAUGGAAUGCCCGGAGUACCCGGUCUAUUCACCCCCGAACAAGCCGCCGGCUGGAAACGCGUCGUCGAUGCUGUCCACGCAAAGGGAGGUAUCAUCUUCUGCCAGCUGUGGCACGCAGGCCGUGCCACAAUCCCCCAGAUGACCGGAAUGCCCGCUGUCUCUUCCUCCGCUAGCGCGUGGGACUCCCCGACAGAAUGCUACUCCCACCCGCCUGUCGGUGCCACCGAGCCCGUGCCCUAUGCGAACCACCCACCUAUUGAAUUGACUGUGGAACACAUCAAGCAGACUAUCGAUGAUUAUUGCAAGGCCGCCAAGACGGCCAUGGAAAUUGGCUUCGACGGUGUCGAAGUCCAUGGUGGAAAUGGGUAUCUGCCGGAGCAAUUCUUAAGCUCUAACAUUAACAAGCGUCAGGAUGCUUACGGCGGGACUCCAGAGAAGCGCUGCCAGUUUGUGUUUGAGCUGAUGAAUGAGCUGGCUCAGACGAUUGGCCAGCAGAACCUGGCUAUUAGAUUGUCACCGUUUGGUCUGUUUAACCAAGCGCGUGGGGAACAGCGCUUGGAGACCUGGACUCAUCUGUGUGAGGGUCUGAAGAAGGAUCUUCCAUCGCUGUCAUAUGUCAGCUUUAUCGAGCCGCGCUUUGAACAAAUCUUCGGGCCCGAGGAGAAAGACAAGUUCCUCAAAAGCUGGGGUUUGAUGGACGUGACCCUGGAUCGCUUCCGCAAUAUCUUUGGUUCCACUCCUUUCUUCUCCGCUGGCGGCUGGGACGACAAGAACUCCUGGGGAGUGGUGGAAUCUGGUAAAUACGACGGUCUUCUCUACGGCCGUUACUUUACCAGCAAUCCGGAUCUGGUACACAGACUGAAGGAGAAGAUCCCAAUGGCGCCUUACGACCGUACUCGGUUCUACGGGCCGUUUGAGGACAACCACUUCCAUUACACUGAUUACCCUACUGCGGAUCAGCAGUAG